Molecule: messenger RNA, 980 nt
Organism: Rhagoletis pomonella (apple maggot)
Lineage: Eukaryota; Metazoa; Arthropoda; Insecta; Diptera; Tephritidae
Product: heparan sulfate 2-O-sulfotransferase pipe-like
Exons: 3
Cellular component (GO): membrane
Molecular function (GO): sulfotransferase activity
Source: RefSeq, a predicted model, not a curated record
GUAGUUAAUAUUGUUUCACAGAUUUUUGAUUUGCGCGCCUCAGAGUUGAAUAACACCGUAAAAGCCGAAACAGAUAUACUUGUGUUCAAUCGUGUACCGAAAACUGGUAGCAUUCAAAUGAUUGAACUAAUGAAACAGUUGGGAAGUGUACAUAACUAUGAAGUGGUUGUCGAUCCUCAAAAUGCUGGCGUUCGACCCAUACUGAGCGCGGAUGAAGAAGAGGAUUUGAUUAAAAAUAUUACGCAAUUAGAAGAUCGCGCUGUCUUUGCUAGUCAUGUAAAUUAUUUAGAUUUUAAAAAAUAUGGCAAACCACGUCCAAUUUAUGUGAACUUGGUGCGCGAUCCAAUAGAACGUGUUAUUAGUUGGCAUUACUAUAUUCGAUUGCCGUGGGUUUAUGUGCCGCGACGUCGCUUAAAGCACAUAGAAAUGCCAUCUAAGCAAUGGGUUAAUACAGAGUUUGAUCAAUGUCUAUUGAGUGGUGAUAAAGCUUGUACUUACAUUGAAGGAAGUGGUUUAGAUGGAUUGGUUGAUCAUCGUCGGCAAACAUUAUUCUUUUGCGGUCACAAUGAACGUGAAUGCACACCAUUUAAUAAAAAAUUACCAAUGCAAAUAGCUAUGCGUAUGGUAGAAGAGGAAUAUGCUGUGGUGGGUACAUUUGAAGACACUAAUGUGACGCUGAGUGUGCUGGAGAGUUAUAUACCAUCUUAUUUUCGCGGCGCUAAGGAUAUGUAUUAUAUGGGCAUGCACGAGUAUGUAAAAAAUUCCAAUCCUGGGAAGCCGCAUAUUGGCGAAGAUAUUAAGGAAAUGCUGCGUAAAAAUUUUACACAAGAAAUUGAAUUCUAUCGGUUUUGUCGUCAACGUCUUCAUAAACAAUAUUUGGCUAUUAAGUUAAAAGAACUUAUGAUUGUUGAUAAAGAAUUGCAGGAGCUGCACAGCGUUCAGCAGCAGAAAGUAAAUAAACGUAAAGGUCUAUUUUAACU